CCAUAUUCAAGACGCGGUACGGGCAUUUUGAGUGGGUGGUCAUGCCGUUUGGCCUCACCAACGCCCCGACGACAUUCCAGGCGGCGAUAACCAAUGAGUUUCGUGCAAUGUUGGACAGGUUCGUGCUGGUCUACUUAGACGAUAUUCUCGUCUACAGCCGGACAUUGGAGGAUCAUCUUGGACAUCUUCGACGAGUAUUGGAGACGCUCCGUCGUGCCAAGUAUAAGGCCAACCGCGACAAGUGCGAAUUUGUCCGGCAAGAGCUGGAAUACUUGGGCCAUUUUGUUACACCGGAGGGCAUCAGUCCGCUAUCGGAUAAGAUUCAGGCCGUCCAAGAGUGGCUGGAGCCUCGGAACGUCACGGAUGUCCGCUCGUUCCUCGGUCUUACCGGCUACUAUCAGCACUUCAUCAAAGGCUACUCCAAGAUCGCGGCCCACUUGAACAAGCUUCAGUGGGAGGAUCGGCCGUUUGACUUUGGAGAGGAGGCGCGGGGAUCAUUCCUCGCUCUCAAAGCCGCGCUAUUGUUUGUGGAGGUCUUGCGGAUAUACGACCCGCUCGCGCCUACACGUGUCACUACAGAUGCGUCAGGCUAUAGCAUUGGUGCAGUCCUAGAGCAACAUGAUGGUGUGGACUGGCACGCGGUCGAGUACUUCAGCAAGAAAGUGCCACUCGUGCAUUCCAUUGACGAUGCACGCAAAAAAGAGCUCCUCGCCUUCGUCCACGCACUCAAGCGGUGGCGGCACUUCCUCCUUGGUCGAAGCCAAUUUCGCUGGGUAACGGACAAUAAUCCGUUGGUCUUCUACAAGACCCAAGACACCGUCAACAGCACCAUCGCUCGAUGGAUGGCUUUCAUCGACCAGUUUGACUUCUUUCCCGAUCACAUUCCCGAGAAGUCGAACCGUUUUGCGGAUGCUCUUUCACGGCGUCCGGAUCACUGUACCGCGGUCUACUCGACUUUCGAGAUUGACGAUGACCUGCGGAACAGCUUCAUCCGCAGUUACCAAGCCGACCCCGAGUUUCGCGACAAGUACGCUAAUUGCUCCUCGCCUAAUCCGGCUCCUUCUCACUACCGGAUCCAGGAGGGGUACUUGCUUGUCCACACGCGGGGGAAGGACCUUCUUUGCGUACCAAGUGAUCCUCACUUGCAUACACGGCUUCUUGGCGAGUUCCACGACGCUCCCGCCACCGGACAUUGUGGAGUCAAUCACAUGAUUGGCCGACUUUGCCAGCGAUUUUGGUGGCCCGGCCUUCUCGGCGACGUCUCACACUAUUGCGAGUCAUGCGAGGUUUGUCGACGCUGCAAAUCCCGCAACCAUCGUCCGUAUUGCCAGUCCCGUUGAGGUGAAGGGAAGCGAUUGCCAUGGACAUC
Messenger RNA from Chara braunii, 1369 nucleotides. Lineage: Eukaryota; Viridiplantae; Streptophyta; Charophyceae; Charales; Characeae. The record is from the annotation of a GenBank genome assembly.